Dentiscutata erythropus is the source of this 1570-nucleotide messenger RNA. The record is from the annotation of a GenBank genome assembly. NCBI's taxonomy places the organism in Eukaryota, Fungi, Glomeromycota, Glomeromycetes, Diversisporales, Gigasporaceae.
AUGACGGACUUGAAAAGUACUAUGUCAAGUUACGAAUUCAUAACCUCAGGUGCACCAAGGCAGCCAGAUGAAAGUGUGUGGAAAUACCGUAUGCGAAAAUUGUUUACAAUAAAAUCAAUGGAAAGCAUAGAUGAAGAUCAAAAAGCUUCUGAGCUAAAAAAGUCUUUAAACGUCUUUGACUUAAUUAUGAUUGGUAUAGGCGGUAUAAUUGGAAAUGGCAUAUUUGUCUUAGCAGGUCAAGCUGCCGCGACUAAAUCGGGUCCAGCUGUCAUCAUAUCUAUUUUAUUGGCUGGGCUUACAGCUAGUUUUGCUGCAUUAUCUUAUGCAGAACUGGCCUCAAUGAUCCCAAUUUCAGGCUCAUCAUACACUUAUGUUUACGCAACAUUGGGUGAACUUGUUGCCUGGAUUAUUGGUUGGGAUUUAACAUUGGAAUAUUUAGUGGGUGCUGCCGCAGUAUCUGUUGGGUGGUCCGGCUAUUUUAAAUUUUUCUUUUAUCAUGCUUUUAGCAUUGAAUUUUCGUCAUCGUGGACGGACGCACCAUUUAAAUUCAAUAGUACAACCAACGCUUUUGAAAUGACUCCUGGAUCUUAUUUCAAUGUUCCUGCUUUUUGUAUCGUAAUUUUUUUGACUAUUUUACUCGUCUUGGGAAUUAAAGAGUCAGCAAGAUUUGCUGCAUUUGCUGUCUCCGUGAAACUUGUAGUUAUAUUUUUGUUUAUUUUUGUCGCUGGAGCUCACAUCAACACUGAAAAUUUCCAACCAUUUAUUCCACCAAAUCAAGGAUCAUUUUCGAGUUUUGGAGCCACUGGAGUAUUGGCUGGAUCUACUGUUGUGUUCUUUGCAUAUAUUGGAUUUGAUUCGAUUUCAACUAUUGCACAAGAGUCCAGAAAUCCACAAAGAGAUCUACCAAUUUCAACUUUGGGCAGUUUCUCCAUUGUCUCUGUUAUUUACGUUACCGUAUGUGUCGUAUUAACAGGCGUAGUCUCAUAUGUAAAACUUGACAAUCCUGCGCCCAUAUCGGUAGCUGUUAAUGCAGUAGGGUUGAGAUGGUUAGGAAUAAUAGUAGAUAUUGGUGCUGUAAUUGGUCUAACAUCCGUUAUUCUCGUAUUAUUAAUGGGGCAACCUCGCAUUUUUUUUGCAAUGGCAAAUGAUGGAUUAUUUCCUAAAUUUGCUUCGAAGGUUCAUCCUCGGUUUGGUACCCCAUACGUAAUAACUAUAAUUGGUGGCGUAAUUGCUUCUAUGGGUGCCGCAUUUCUCCCGAUUGAUGUACUCUCUGAAUUAAUGUCUGUCGGUACAUUAUUGGCUUUCUUCCUAGUAAAUAUAGGCGUAACAAUUUUAAGAUAUACGGCUCCAGAUGCUCCCAGAAGAUUUAAAGUACCUGGUGGUCCAUUUCUGCUUCCGUUGAUAGGUGCUGCAUUAAAUAUUUUAUUAAUAGCAACAUCAUCAGUCGCAACAAUUGUGAGAUUGUUUGUUUGGAUGGCAAUCGGAUUGAUAGUGUACGUCUUUUACGGAGCAAAGCGUUCUAAAGUUAAUAACAAAGAGAAAUAUAUUGAAGAGGCUACUACAAAUAAAG